AUGGCAAAUAUGAGCUCGCCUUUCGACCCGUUCAAGCAGAACCUCACUUUCCACUAUGGCGACGGGACUCCAUUUGUGGUCUCUGUUGAAGACAUAGAUAUCGGACUACUCCAAUACAGCAUCCGCUGCUGUAUCAACUAUGGAGCUCAGCUCGGCGCUUCUAUUGCUAUUUUCAUUAUCCUUCUGUUGCUCACUAGACCCGAGAAGCGUGGCUCUGUGGUCUUCUCCCUUAAUGCGGCCGCGUUGCUGCUUAAUAUCGGUCGUAUGAUCUGCCAGGUGGCUUACUUCUCCGGGGCUUUCGUGCGCGUGUACCCGUACUUCGCAGGCGACUUCUCUAGAGUGCCAAAAUCUGCUUACGUCGGUUCCAUCAUGGGGGUGAUUUUCCCUGCCCUCCAGCUGUUCUGCAUCGAAGGGUCAUUGCUGCUCCAGGUGCAAGUCGUUUGCGCGAAUCUCCGUCGUCAUUACCGCCACGCCCUGCUGGUCGCUCUGGGCGUCGUUGCCCUCCUGGCAUUGGGAUUCCGGAUGACGUUGAUGGUGCUAAACGCAGAGCUCGUCAUGCAUACCAAUGUUCCAUUUUCCAUCAACUGGCUGGAAAGCGCCUCCAAUAUCACUCUUACAAUCAGCAUCUGUAUCUUCUGUGCUGUCUUCGUCACCAAACUGGGCUUCGCCAUCCACCUGCGCCGCAGACUUGGAGCCAGAGACUUUGGCCCGAUGAAAGUGAUCUUCAUCAUGGGUUGUCAGACGUUGGUGAUUCCCGCGUUCUUCUCAAUCCUUCAAUAUGCAGUCGUCGUCCCCGAACUAUCCUCCAACGUAUUGACUCUUGUCACCCUGUCCUUGCCUCUCUCUGCCAUCUGGGCCAGCACCACCCUCUCCCAAUCCAAUACGUCUGAUUCUAACCAUCGCCCCAACAUCUGGAAUGGCCUCACUUUCCACAGAAAGCAGAUAUCGUCGCUGACAACGUCAUCUGGAAAACCAAGCACUACAUUCUGCUAUGCCGACCAGACGUCCCCCAAGCAAAUCCAGCAGCAUCAGCCGGUGCAGGAUCCGGAACAAGGCUAUGGGAUCUCCAUCGAGCACGAUAUUUCGGUUCAAAGUUACCGGAAGGAUCAGCAAUGCAGCCUGUAG
This is a messenger RNA of Aspergillus tanneri, 1125 nucleotides long. RefSeq names its product alpha-factor pheromone receptor STE2 (gene preB). Gene Ontology annotation, cellular component: G protein-coupled receptor homodimeric complex; membrane. Gene Ontology annotation, molecular function: pheromone binding; mating-type factor pheromone receptor activity. The record is from RefSeq and is a predicted model, not a curated record. The coding region runs from base 1 to 1125 and encodes 374 amino acids. Lineage: Eukaryota; Fungi; Ascomycota; Eurotiomycetes; Eurotiales; Aspergillaceae. The transcript is spliced from 2 exons. Gene Ontology annotation, biological process: G protein-coupled receptor signaling pathway.